AUCUAUCUUCAAACUCCAAAUUUCUCUCUCUUCCCGAUUUUUUUUCCAUUACAAUUUCGUCAAGUUUUUGAAAUGACUGGUAGAGGCAAAACUCUAGGUUCUGGAGCCGCAAAGAAGGCUACAUCUCGUAGUAGUAAAGCUGGGCUACAGUUUCCUGUUGGUCGUAUUGCUCGAUUCUUGAAGGCUGGUAAAUAUGCCGAACGUGUUGGUGCCGGAGCUCCGGUUUACCUUGCUGCUGUUCUUGAAUACCUUGCCGCUGAGGUUUUAGAAUUGGCUGGAAAUGCAGCGAGAGACAACAAGAAGACCCGAAUUGUUCCAAGACAUAUUCAAUUAGCAGUAAGAAAUGAUGAAGAGUUGAGCAAAUUGUUGGGAGAUGUGACAAUUGCUAAUGGUGGUGUGAUGCCAAACAUUCACAAUCUUCUUCUACCAAAGAAGAGUGGUACCAAGGCUUCAGCUGAGGAUGAUUCUUAGAUUUCAUCGGAGAAAAUUGAUGAUUAAUGAAAACAUAACGUUUUCAGUUAAAUUGUGGUGAGAUGAUUAAUGUUAGGGUUAGGGUUAGGAUUAGGGUUUUUGUAUUUUGUUCUUACUUUUGUGCUGUGGGUAAUUUGAGGUUUAGUUUUAUUGUUGAGUUAGGGUGAGGGGGGGAUAGAAUUUACCACUUUUUAUUGUGUAUACGUCUGUUUUAUUUAUAUGACAAUAGAAUGGAAAAUUGUCCAACUUUGUGGUAAUUACCACUUUCUUUGUACUGUCUAGUGUCUAGCAAGGUCUAAAUUACAUCUCUCGUAAUUUGGUUUCCCAAAAACAUAUACGAUUAAUAAUAAUCUUUGAUCUUUCAUGUUA
Messenger RNA from Amaranthus tricolor (Joseph's coat), 840 nucleotides. Its product is annotated as histone H2A.6-like. The record is from RefSeq and is a predicted model, not a curated record. Gene Ontology annotation, cellular component: nucleosome. The transcript is spliced from 2 exons. Gene Ontology annotation, molecular function: DNA binding; protein heterodimerization activity; structural constituent of chromatin. The coding region runs from base 73 to 471 and encodes 132 amino acids. Lineage: Eukaryota; Viridiplantae; Streptophyta; Magnoliopsida; Caryophyllales; Amaranthaceae.